AUGUAUGCACAACGACCUGAGAGAGCGUCGCUGUUCCGGGAGGGCACUAUGGCCGAUACGACUUCGUACAGCGACAAAAGCUCAAUCCGGUAUUCCAGCAUGAGUUAUUCGACGACCGCUCACAUCGACAUCAUCCAGCCCAAGUAUAAGCCAGUGAUAUUACGAACAGCAUCGCUGGUAUGUCUGCUAUUCUUUACCUUCGGUCUGAUCGGUGCACUGGAAUAUGCCACCCGCGCAUUCCCGCAUGGAAAUGGACGAAAUAGUCUAGUAUCUAGAAGCGCAACAUCUGAUCAAGACCAUGCACAUGGAAUUCUCGCCCGACAGGUUGAACCUGAGCUGGAAACACCGCCUGCGGAUCCCAUUGCAGCGCCGGUCGAACCCAUCGUCGAUGACCCAGUGAUUGAAACACCUACCACACCAAUCGUAACGCAAUCACUUCCUAAGGACGACUACAUCCCCACCGAGACACUAGUGUCAAGCGCAGAUGAAACCGACUACAUUGGUCCAACCGUGGUCCAGGAGCCAGGAGGUUGGGAGACAAUAGCUUCAGAUGUACCCCAGACCGACUACGUUCCUGACCGAAGCGAUUACAUCCCAACUGGCAAUACUCAAUACGCUCCUCCGACGGACUAUGUGCCCAUAAUCGCCUCAUCCCCGCCUAGCAGUGACUAUCUUCCAGGAAAACAGACUGCGACACCGUCACCAGGAUCUACGCCUAAGCCGAUGCUUGUUGUAUCAUACUCCUCGCACGCCGUCGUGGCGACCGUACAGUCAGGCCAGACAACCUGGACAGCUACUGGUUCAGAUUACGUACAACCGACCGGCGGUGUACUCACAACGAAUUACGAGCUGAUUCCAGUGACAAUGACCAUGGACUGGACAAUGCCAGACGCCUCCGGUUCUCCACUGCAUGCAGAAGUGAUCGGGAAGAAUGGCAAUAAGGUCGUACUUGUCUCGUACUGGAAUGAAUUGCAAGUCUUCUACGGGACUUUCCUCUGCGUCCUGCUGGCCGUGCUCUACCGUGUCCUAUACUCGGUCCUCCACAGCAACCUUGUGCUCAUCGAUCCUUUCCGCCAAAUGUUCGGCUCGCAAGGAGCUCUCGCAGAGAAGUCGUUUUUCUCCUUCUAUCAGAACCCUUCGGUCGUGUUUGGUCCCUUCCCCGCUUUGAUGAAAGGUAGAUGGGCGGUAGCAGCAACAGCUACCGCGUACAUUAUCACCUGCGCCAUGCCAGCCUUAGCUUCGGAAGUGAUCUGGGUGGAUACACAUUGGGGCUGCAAAAAUCCUGGACCGAAUCCAAAGAUUCCAUGUGCGCCUAGGCUGGCAACCACCCCGUUGAUGGUGAGGAUCCUUCAAGGAAUGCUUGGAUUCACCGGCGCAGUCAUCAUCGGUCUCAUUGCGGCGUUGGUCAGGCGCAAAACGGGAUUAUCUGCCGAUCCAAGUUCUCUUGCCACAGUCAGCAGUCUGAUGAGACAUCCAGGUCUCGCAGAAGAACUCAAUGAAAUGUCGGUCGGACCAGAAACAACCUUGUUCACAAUGGAAGAAGCACUGAGAGGAAAACGCUACGGCCUUGGCCACUGGAAGACCGCCUCCGGAGCACAAGGCUACGGCAUCUACCCACUCGGCUACGACGCAGAUGUGAUUCACACCGAACGCACACUCUUCAAAAGCGACCGAGGAGAAUACUCAGCAGUCGCCAACGCCAGCGCUGAAUCUUCAUGGAACGCCACCUCCGCGCGAUCACAUACUUGGAUGUGGAUGGACCCCAUCCUCCUCCUCGUCGCGACAGGUACUUUCGGCGUCAUCCUCGCCUGGCGCUUCACAUCCGGCAAAACAGGUUUCAACGGCUUCUUCGGCAGCGACACCUUCGGCCCUAGAUUCAUCCUCACAGGAGCCGCAACCAUUCUCACAAACCUAUGGAGUACCAUCGAGCAAAGCGCGAUGAUUAUGGCUCCGCUAGGUCGAAUGGCGCGAGACCCUUGUCUCCCAAAAAGUACAAUUUGCUUCGCGCCGACAAAUACUCCUCUCCUGUCUACCUGGCGUGCGCUGCAACAUGGCUAUUUCUUCGUCGCCAUGGUCACGAUCAUCACGCUUCUUGGUGAAGCUCUCAGUAUCGUCAUCUCAGGCGUCCCAUACCGUGCUGGACAAACAUAUAUGACAUGGUUGGUAUCUGAGUAUCUCUCACUUGCGAUUCUCGGGAUCAUGAUUGUUUCUUCGAUUUUGGUGAUUUUUCAUCGGAGUCGAGAGCCCAAGGUUCCGGUUUUGCCUGAGACUUUGGGGGCGAAGAUGUUGUAUCUUAAUGGUUCGAGUUUGUUGGAUGAUUUUGCUGGGGUUGAAGGUGCGAAGCGGAGGGUGAGAGAUGAGAGGUUGAGGAGGUUGGGGAAGUGGUAUGAGUUUGCGCCGAUGGUGAGGAGGGAUGGGAGGAGGGCGUGGCUUGUGGAUGAGGCUUCGUCUUCGAGGAGUGGUGGGUUUGAGACUGUGAGAUGUUAG
Molecule: messenger RNA, 2487 nt
Organism: Cercospora beticola
Lineage: Eukaryota; Fungi; Ascomycota; Dothideomycetes; Mycosphaerellales; Mycosphaerellaceae
Product: DUF3433 domain-containing protein
Source: RefSeq, a predicted model, not a curated record